GGAUGCUUCAGGCCCAAAAGCUUAUUGGAUAUCUCAAGCGGGUAUGCGCCCAUAUAAUUUAAGCGAUGCUACCACUUGACAACACUAGUAUGUCAGUAGUGACAGCCAUAGGUUUUCGGCAGUUGGCGCAGUGUACGGAAACUCAUCCACUGGCAGUAUAAGUAUACUGUUUCUGCCUGAUCAUGAUCCUAAUUAUUCACAACCAUGAGUAUCUCGCAAAGUAGGGACAUUUGGCUUGCCUUUAAGGACCUCUGCCUCGCAGUGCCCCUAUCAGGCACAACGGCCGGUGUCUCAGUUCUGAUACUGGCGUCGCUCUAUCUCCUGCAAGGGUAUCGCCAAAGACGACGAACGACACGCCUACGAGGACCUCCGAGCCCAAGUCGGAUGUGGGGCUUCUCCAAGGUAGUGCUAGAUCCUGCCGUCGCCACUGAACUGUAUGAACAGUGGGCCGAUGAGUACGGCCCAGUGUUCAAAGUCCCCCUCGUCUUGGGAGAGUCCAAGGUCGUACUAUGGGACCCCAAAGCCAUCUCUCAUUUCUUUGCAAAAGACACUUGGUCGUAUAACCAAACUCCAUUCAACAAGAUCGCUGGUGCAAUGACCGUUGGACGAGGAGUUCUGUGGGCCGACGGUGAGGGUCACAAAAGGCAGCGCAGGGCUCUCAACCCUGCCUUUAGCGCAGCUGCCAUCCGCAACUUGACGUCUGUUUUCCAAGAUUCCGCUCACAAGGCAGUGAUCGCUUGGGAAGCUGAGAUAGCAUCGAACCAAGGAGCUCAAAACGCUGUAAUUAAUGUUCAACAAUGGAUGAAUCACAUCUCACUCGAUAGUGUGGGCAUAGCUGUUCUGUCCCAUGACUUCGGCGCACUCAACGGAACUCACUCCGAGGCCGCGGAGGUCCUGAACGCGUUUGGUUUGUCUGGAAACGCUGCCCACAGCUUGGUUAUUUUGGCACAAAAUUUUCCUUCCAUCCUGAAGCUACCAUUGCCUCGCACACAGUUCGCACAGAAGCUGAAUUUGAUCAUCGGCAAAAUAUGCGAGGAGAUAUUAGGGCGGUCGCGCAAGGAGAAAGAAACUGCCGGCGCUGUGCAGGGGGACAAAUCAUGUUUGGGUCUGCUCCUGAAAGCGGAGGGCGCGGGAUUGUCACAUCAAGAAGUAUCAGCUGAGGCAAAGACUCUACUUGUCGCCGGCUUUGAGACCACUUCAAUCAGCAUGACAUGGUCAUUGGUAGAACUUGCGCGCAAUCCAGACAUGCAGACGAAGCUUCGCAACGAGUGUCUAGAGUUCGGGGCAACCCCAACAUAUGAUGAUCUCACGAAUAAGCUUCCCUACCUGGACGCUAUAGUCAAUGAAGUUCUCCGCCUGCACGCACCAGCCAAGGAACUCCCACGAUCAGCUAUACAAGAAGACGUGAUCCCGCUCAGCAAGCCCUUGUGCACGGCUGACGGCAAGUAUACCGACAGUGUAACAAUUCCAAAAGGGACAGUGGUCGUGAUCCCGCUCGUCGCACUCAAUUGCUCAGUUGGCAUGUGGGGGCCUGACGCAAAAGAGUUCAAACCUUCCCGAUGGCUCGAAGAGGACACGGCAACGCAGGGGGCUAGAGAAGGCUUCCGUCGUCUAAUGUCAUUCGGCGGUGGCGCACGGAUGUGUGUAGGGAAGGUAUUUGCGUUGACAGAAUUCAAGGCCGUGCUGUUCAUCCUCAUACGAAACUUCGUGUUUGAGCUGGAAAACCCUGGGAUGAAGAUGGUGGAGAGUUUUGGGCCUAUAGCAAGACCGGGGGUGGCUGGGAGUGCUGAUCCUGAACGUGUGCCCCUCCGGGUGCGCCGUUAUGAGGCUUGAUUGUUGUCUGCAGCUUUGUAAUACCACUGUACUAUGAAAACUGCCUGUAACGUAUCAUAAAUUAUCAAUCUUAAGAUAUAUUUAUGUGCAUAAGGUCCCUUGUCGACCAGUUUCGCGAAAGAAUAGAUCUGAGCGGGAUGUGUGUGUAUCGUGUUGUACCUGUUUCCACUGCACAAAAAUAGAUAUUUUGGUUGCGAGCUGGCGAUAGCAUGAGUGAUGACAUGUGCUAUCUCGAGUGUUUUGGCGUUGGUUGAAUAGAUUGUGGAAGAGGUUGUAUUGUUCUUGGUGGAGGUAUACUCGUCGUGAGUACUUUCUUGGACAGGCCCAACAUAGACGAAGGCUAUAGGGACGUGUUUAACCAGCGAGAGGUCGAAGGAGUGAAUUCAUAUCGACGACGGCCAUGGUAAGUGCAGUCCCUGUCCAUAAGACCUGUUUAUUGCGUUGUAUGCUCUACACCUCCGCUACUAGCGACGGUGGAGCAUGGAUG
Messenger RNA from Suillus clintonianus, 2320 nucleotides. RefSeq names its product cytochrome P450. Gene Ontology annotation, molecular function: heme binding; oxidoreductase activity, acting on paired donors, with incorporation or reduction of molecular oxygen; iron ion binding. NCBI's taxonomy places the organism in Eukaryota, Fungi, Basidiomycota, Agaricomycetes, Boletales, Suillaceae. Bases 205 to 1833 code for a protein of 542 amino acids. The transcript is spliced from 12 exons. The record is from RefSeq and is a predicted model, not a curated record.